UAACCCACAGCUACACACAACAAAAAGCCUUUGUCGUCUUCGGUGACUAGCAGAAUUGCGGAUAGAGCUACAGAUUUGAAGGAGUCAAGUAGCUAUGGCGUCCUGGUUGUUCGCCUGUCUCCUGACACUGGUUACUGUGGUAGUUCUCCCUGUCCCGGGAGUCAGGGCCGAGGUGUUCACGGCCCUGGUCCACAUGGAGGGACUCGUCUCUCUGGAGAAGGAGCUACUGGGCGGACUGGAGUCCUACCUGGAGCUGGAGAGACAGAGGUUGGGUCGUGUGGAGCAGUUUGCUGAUCGAGUGAGGUUGGCUCUCACGUCAGCCAGCCAGGACCCCAGCACCCAUCUCUCUGACCCUGUCAAUGCCUACCAACUGGUCAACAGGUUCACCAAUGGCUGGGCCACUCUACAUGACCACGUGUAUGAAGACAAUGCACAAGGUCUGAUGGCCAACAUCUCCUACUACAACUUCCGGUUCCCUGACACAGAGGACUUCACAGGAGCAGUGACGGCCAUCCUGAGACUCCAGGACACCUACCGACUCUCUCCCUCCCUCAUCACCAGUGGCAAACUCGGCACCACCACCACCUUACCCAUGACAUGACAUAAUGGUCUAUGGGAAGAUGUUUUAACAAAACGCGCACCAGGUGCACCCCACAAAGUGCUGCUUCCUAAUUCCACUGAAGAGAGCUUCCAGUUGGCCAUGGAUGUCUACGACUCCAAGGACUACCGCUACGCCAGAGACUGGAUGAAAGAAACCCUCAGACUACUUGAUGAGGAGGGUCACUCAUCGACUGUAGAUCUGAGUGACGUGUAUGACCACCUGUCAUUUGCAGAGUACAAGUUGGGGAACCUCAAGAGAGCAGCUCACUACACCAGACUGAUGCUACAGAAUGAUCCGACCCAUGCCCGGGCCCAGAGAAACGUCGCCUACUUUGAGGAGCUCAUUCGCACAGAACCUGAGAAGUAUAUUAACCAGGAUGAUGAGAGGGGCGAGGAGGGAGAGGGAGAGACUGCAGAGUCCAGAGAGAGCAUGACUCAGUAUGAGAGAUAUCAGAGCCUGUGCCGAGGUCCAUGGCCACUUCCAAAGGAGUAUGACUCUGAGCUGACCUGUUUCUACUAUGACAACCACAGGACCCCGAGUCUGGUCAUCAGACCUGUCAAGGUGGAGGUUGUCUUCCACAAACCUCGUAUAUUCAUGCUGCGUGGGAUUUUGUCGGAGCGAGAGAUGGACAGACUGAAAGAGUUGGCUGGACCAAUACUAAAGAGAGCUACCGCAAAAAAUGCUGACAGUGGUAAGGACGAACCUGCCCACUACAGAAUUAGCAAGAGUGGAUGGCUAUCUUCAAAGCAUGAUCCUCUUGGCUAUGUUGACCGCAUUGACCGCAGAAUAGAGGACUUCACUGGACUCACCAUGUCCACAGCCGAGCAGCUACAGGUGGUAAACUAUGGGAUAGGAGGGCAUUAUGAACCACACUAUGACUUUGGCACCGACGAAGCUUCUUUCACUGAUGGUAAAGACAGAAACCGUAUCGCCACUGUUCUUUUUUACUUGUCAGAUGUGGAAUUGGGUGGUGCCACAGUAUUUCCCAUAGUCGGAGCUCGCAUCCAACCUUUCAAAGGAGACGCUGCCUUUUGGUGGAACUUGAAGAAGUCAGGAGAGGGAGACAUGCUCACAAGACAUGCAGGCUGCCCUGUCCUAGUGGGCACCAAAUGGGUUUGCAACAAGUGGAUACAUGAGGGAGGUCAAGAGUUCAGAAGGAGGUGUGGUCUAACUCCAAAUGAAGAGUCAUAUGGACACUCACUCUAGUGGUGGCUCGCCCUGGUUUGAUCAUUGGAUUCCCAAAGAAAGAGUUUUGGCCAUUAUCAUUCUUCCUCACAUUUUGUUGUACCGUUUGGUGAAUUUUAAUUUCUUGCCCUGACGUUCCAAUCAGGUUUAAAUGAAGCACUGCGUAAGUGAGUUUCUUGCAAUGAACACCGUGAACAACAGUAACCACAUCUUAGUAGAAGAGAAUGUUCUUUGUCCUCGCACAAUAUUGUUCUUCUUGUCUGGUAAUUAGGCCUUGAUAAGCAUAAGUUUGGGAAUAAUGGGUAUGGAUGUGAAUCGAGAAUAAUGCCGAGAAUAAUAGGGAAGUUUUGGGGGUAGCGUGUAAUUAUUUUCUAAACCU
This is a messenger RNA of Geodia barretti, 2165 nucleotides long. The record is from the annotation of a GenBank genome assembly. NCBI's taxonomy places the organism in Eukaryota, Metazoa, Porifera, Demospongiae, Tetractinellida, Geodiidae.